Elephantulus edwardii (Cape elephant shrew) is the source of this 1602-nucleotide messenger RNA. It is a transcript of the gene BBS4, whose product is annotated as Bardet-Biedl syndrome 4. The transcript is spliced from 16 exons. Gene Ontology annotation, cellular component: ciliary basal body. The record is from RefSeq and is a predicted model, not a curated record. Gene Ontology annotation, biological process: cilium assembly; protein localization to cilium. Lineage: Eukaryota; Metazoa; Chordata; Mammalia; Macroscelidea; Macroscelididae. Gene Ontology annotation, molecular function: protein binding. The coding region runs from base 43 to 1602 and encodes 519 amino acids.
GACACUUCGACUUCCGUUCGCGCAGCAGUGGGCGGAGCCAAGAUGGCUGAGGACGGACUCGGGAUGAGAACACAGCUUCCUGCAUCUGUUGAAUCUCAGAAACCUCGUCUGAAAAAAGCUCCAGAGUUUCCCAUUUUGGAGAAGCAGAACUGGCUGAUACAUCUCUACUAUAUCCGGAAGGAUUAUGAAGCUUGCAAGGCUGUUAUCAAAGAACAGCUCCAAGAGACCCAGGGGUUAUGUGAAUAUGCAGUCUAUGUCCAAGCAUUGAUAUUUCGCCUAGAAGGGCACAUCCAGGAAUCUCUAGAACUCUUUCAGACGUGUGCUAUCCUGAGCCCUCAGUGCGCUGACAACCUUAAGCAGGUGGCCAGAUCAUUAUUUCUUUUGGGAAAACAUAAAGCUGCCAUAGAAGUAUAUAAUGAAGCCGCUAGACUUAACCAGAAAGAUUGGGAGAUCUGCCAUAACCUAGGAGUUUGCUACAUUUACCUGAAACAGUUCAACAAGGCACAAGACCAGUUGCACAGUGCCCUACAACUCAAUAGGCAUGAUCUGACUUACAUAAUGCUGGGGAAGAUCCACCUGCUGGAGGGAGAUGUGGACAAGGCCAUCGAAAUCUACAAGAAGGCAGUGGAGUUCUCACCCGAAAACACGGAACUUCUUACAACUUUAGGAUUGCUGUACUUACAGCUCGGCAUUUAUCAGAAGGCAUUUGAGUACCUUGGAAACGCACUGACUUAUGACCCUACCAACUAUAAGGCCAUCUUGGCAGCAGGCAGCAUGAUGCAGACACACGGGGACUUUGAUGUAGCCCUCACCAAAUACAGAGUCAUAGCGUGUGCUGUGCCAGAGAAUCCCCCGCUCUGGAAUAACAUCGGAAUGUGUUUCUUUGGCAAGAAGAAAUACGUGGCAGCUAUCAGCUGCCUGAAGCGAGCCAACUACUUGGCACCCUUCGACUGGAAGAUUCUGUAUAACUUGGGGCUCGUGCACUUGACCAUGCAGCAGUAUGCAUCAGCUUUCCACUUCCUUAGUGCGGCCAUCAGCUUCCAGCCAAAGAUGGGCGAGCUCUACAUGCUCUUGGCUGUGGCUUUGACCAAUCUGGAAGAUGUGCACAAUGCCAAGAGAGCCUAUGCAGAAGCCGUCCGCCUGGAUGAGUGUAACCCCCUCGUCAACCUCAACUUCGCCGUGCUGCUGUACAAUCAGGGGGAGAAGAAGGCCGCGCUGGCCCAGUACCAGGAGAUGGAGAAGAAGGUCAGCCUGCUCAACAACAGCAGCGCCCUGGAAUUUGACCCCGAGAUGGUGGAGAUGGCCCAGAAGUUGGGAGCAGCCCUCCAGGUCGGGGAGGCACUGGUCUGGACUAAACCAGGUAAAGAUUCCAAGUGCAAGCACCGGACCACUUCGACCAGCAGACCAGCCAGUUUCCAGCAGCCCCUGGGCUCUAAUCAGGCUCUGGGACAGGCAAUGUCUUCAGCAGCAGCCUACCGGAAGCUGCCUGCAGGUACUGGGGGAACAUCACAGCUCACAAAGCCACCAUCACUUCCUCUGGAGCCGGAUCCCACCAUGGCAGCAAGUGCAGCUGAAGCAUCAGAGCAAAUAAGAGAAAAAUAG